CUAUACAGGCAGUGACCGAGUCGGGUCUCACUCCGAUCCAUGUGGCGGCUUUCAUGGGACACGAUAACAUCGUCACUCAGCUGACGAAUCAUGGAGCUUCUCCAAACACAACUAAUGUGAGGGGAGAGACGGCGCUCCACAUGGCAGCGAGGGCCGGCCAGGCUGGCGUGGUCAAAUACCUGGUUCAGAGUGGAGCCAGAGUGGAGGUCAAGGCCAAGGACAACCAGACCCCGCUCCACAUCUCCAGUCGUCUGGGGAAGCCUGACAUCGUGCUGUAUCUGCUGCAGAAUGGGGCGUGUCCUGACGCCACUACCACCUCUGGCUACACCCCCCUACACCUGGCUGCCAAAGAGGGACACAGAGACGUCUCCUCAGUCCUCCUUGACCAGGGGGCUUCUCCAGACAUCACUACCAAGGUACACACUACACCCAACACACUUCACACUACUAACCCUACACACUACUAACCCGAUUAGAGAGGGACACAGAGACAUCACCUCAGUCCUCCUUGACCAGGGGGCUUCUCCAGACAUCACUACCAAGGUACACACU
Messenger RNA from Oncorhynchus keta (chum salmon), 552 nucleotides. Its product is annotated as ankyrin-3-like. Gene Ontology annotation, biological process: regulation of transcription by RNA polymerase II; protein localization to plasma membrane. Lineage: Eukaryota; Metazoa; Chordata; Actinopteri; Salmoniformes; Salmonidae. The record is from RefSeq and is a predicted model, not a curated record. The transcript is spliced from 4 exons. Gene Ontology annotation, molecular function: transmembrane transporter binding; protein-macromolecule adaptor activity; RNA polymerase II-specific DNA-binding transcription factor binding. Bases 54 to 467 code for a protein of 137 amino acids. Gene Ontology annotation, cellular component: neuron projection; cytoskeleton; nucleus.